AUGGACGGGGACGCGCCCGCCUCCGCCGUGCUCAAGAAGGGCCACGGCGUGCCCGACGCGGAGGCAGCAGCCGGGGGCGGAGACGGCGCCGGCAGCAAGGAGGACGGCGGCGGCGGCGGUGGCGGCGGCUGCUGCUCGUGUUGCUGCUGUUGCUGCUGCUGCAAGCCACGAGCAGGGGCCGAGGCGAGCAGCGAAGGCAGCGCAGGCUGGUGGCGGCCCACAAUGCUGCUGCUGCUGUUGGUGCUGCUGCUCGUCAUCUUCGUCCUCAUCUCGGGCAUCCUGCUCUACUACAACUAUAUCACCUACAGACCCAGACUACCACUGACAGAUGAUUUCAGCUACGAUAUACCUCCAAUUCCUACAGAAGAGCCAUGCGAGGAGGCGCCUUGCUGGUGGGGCGCGGAGUGUGAGUCGGUGGAGGGCCGCCCCCUCUGCCGGUGCCUCGAAGACUGCCCGCCGCCGCCCCCCGCCGCCGCCCCCGACGCCGCCGCCGACGCCGUCGUCUGCGGCAGCGAUGGCGCCACGUACGCCAGCGAGUGCCACCUGCGCGCCAAGGCGUGCGCCAACCGCGACGAGACGCGCGUCAGCCACCCCGGCCCUUGCGGGACGUCGACGGAGGCGACGGGGCCGCCGGACCCCUGCUCGUCGCUGUCGUGCGGCGAGGGCGAGGAGUGCGUGGUGUCUGCGGAGGGCGCGGCGUCGUGCCGCUGCCGCGAGAGCACGUGCUCGCCCGAGCUGGCGCCCGUCUGCGCCUCGGACGGGAAGACGUACUCCAACGAGUGCGCGCUGCGGCGCGAGGCCUGCCGCACGCACCGCGCCGUGCGCCUGCUGCACCACGGCGCCUGCAACCUCGACGUGUGCGACGGCUGGGAGUGCAGCCACUACGCCAUCUGCGAGAGCGACGGGCGCGGCGGCGCGCACUGCGCAUGCGUCGAGGAGUGUGCCGACACGGAGAGUCCAGUGUGCGGCUCGGAUGGCGUCACCUACAAGAACAUCUGUGAGUUGCAGAAGUACUCGUGCCUGGAAGAGACGGCGAUCUCUAUUGUGAAGGAACAGCCUUGUGAUGACUGCGAGGGCGACCUGUGCUCCGCGCAGUGUGAGCAGGCGUGCCCCCUGCCCGGCCCAGAGGACGCGGUGUGCUGGUCCGGACGUACCUACCCCAGCUCCUGCCACGCGCGCCGCGACGCCUGCCUUGCGGGCGUCGACGUCAGCGCCGUUACCGCCGGCGCCUGUCCUGACACCAGCAGCAGUGCAGGCCUCCAAGCUACGACCGGGGGCACGGUGUCGCCUUCGGAGGAGGGCGAGUGGCCGUACCCGGAGGCGACGUGCGAGGAGACGACGUGCGAGCUGGGCGCGACGUGCGAGCAGCCGGCGGGCGGCGGGCCCGCGGUGUGCGCCUGCCGCUUCGACUGCGCCGCGGCGCCGCGCGACGGCCCGCUCUGCGCCUCCGACCUGCGCGUCUACCCCUCGACGUGCGCGCUGCGCGCCGAGGCGUGCCACGCGCGCCGCGAGCUGCGCCUGCGGCCCAUGGAACUCUGCCAAGGUGUGUCCCUGCCCGCCGGCUCCUCUGCGGUCCGCGUCCCCCGCCCACACGCGCCACCACGCGGCCCUAAGCCACCUGACGAACGCUACAGCGUCUCAUUAUCCUCACCACUAGCAGGGUCCGGGAUGGGAUGGCUGAAGGUGCGGCCGUGCGGCGGGGAACCCCCGCUGGUGCACCCCGGCACGGGCCGGCAGUACGACUGCGGCAGCGGGCCCGCGCGCCAGGACUGCCCUGCGGGCAGCUACUGCCACCAGACCGCGCACUUCGCCCGCUGCUGCAUCAAGACCGAUAAGGCCUUGUCCGAGAUAGCGCCCUCGUGCGAAACGUCUACGUACGGAUGCUGCCCAGACGGGAAGACGCCGGCUGGUGGCCCUGCUUACGCCGAAUGUCCGUCUUUCUGCGGCUGCAACAAACUCGGUGCACUUUCUGACUCCUGCGACCCACUAACCAAGCAGUGCAUCUGCAAACCAGGUGUCGGAGGCCUGAAGUGCGAUCGCUGUGAAUCGGGCUACUGGGGUCUUCCAAAAAUAACGGAAGGAUAUAACGGAUGUACCCCAUGUGAUUGCUCUGUCUAUGGCUCUGUAAGAGAAGACUGUGAACAAAUGACGGGUCGUUGCAUGUGUAAAGCUGGUGUGCAGGGACAGAAGUGUACCAUCUGCACGGGACUUAAUAUGAUUCUCAGCUCCUCAGGCUGUACUGAAGCAGAUGAUGUGAUGGACAACUUUGAGAACUUGAAGUCAGGAAAACGAGCUGUAAUGGACAUAUUGCAGAUGAUAAGGGGACAAGCCUGAAUUCCAUGUAUUCCAUUUAGAGAAAUAUAAUUAAAAAGAGAGGCUGGUUGCAAAGACAGAAUUUAAUUGGACAGCAACUGGGAAACUUGCAGUGCAGUUUAGAAGUUUUUGGUGAAUCAGUUGUUGGGACAGAAUGAGAGUCUGCCUGAUUACUGUGAUACAUUAUAAUUUCACAAUCCUUCCUAACAAUGAAAUGUUUUUUGUUAUUAUGUAUUUUUGCAACAAAUGAUAUAAUAAUAAAAAUAUAAUCACUAUUA
Messenger RNA from Schistocerca americana (American grasshopper), 2591 nucleotides. Its product is annotated as agrin-like. Gene Ontology annotation, biological process: multicellular organism development; cell differentiation. The record is from RefSeq and is a predicted model, not a curated record. Gene Ontology annotation, molecular function: protein binding. The transcript is spliced from 16 exons. Lineage: Eukaryota; Metazoa; Arthropoda; Insecta; Orthoptera; Acrididae. The coding region runs from base 1 to 2334 and encodes 777 amino acids.